AUGAUAGCGAAUGACUCCAAGCGCUACAGCAAUUGUGAGGAAGGCCAGUUUCAGUGCAAUAACAGAAGGUGUAUACCGACCAUAUGGAGGUGUGAUGACGAUGACGACUGCUCAGACAACAGCGACGAGGAAAACUGUGCCAGGAAGACGUGUGCCCCGGCAGAGUUUGCCUGUGCCAACGGCCAGUGUGUACCAGGCCGCUGGCGCUGUGAUGGGGAACCAGAGUGUCCCGACGGCUCGGAUGAGGCAGACGCCACAUGCAGCAAACAGACGUGUCCUCCGGAGAAGUUUGGCUGCGGCGGCUCCACCAACAAGUGUGUCUCGUUGUCGUGGCGAUGCGAUGGCGAGCGGGACUGCGAGAACGGGGCGGACGAGGAGGACUGCGCCGCCGGCAACAAAGCCUGCCCGAAAAGCCAGUUCCAGUGUGCCAACCGCAAGUGCCUGGCACCUGUCUACGUGUGCGACGGCGAUGACGACUGCGGCGACGGCUCUGACGAACUCAAAUGCUCCGACCGCCACUCGCCAACGAACACCUGCGGCCCGCACGAGUUCCGCUGCAACACCUCGGAGUGCGUGCCCGUCAUGUGGAGCUGUGACGGCGACCCCGACUGCCCCGACGGCUCUGACGAGUGGCCGGAGCGUUGCGGCCGCGAAGGUUCACAUCCACCACGCAGGGUGAACUGUACGAUGGAGGAGUUCCGGUGCGCCAACGGGGAGUGUGUGAGGCUGCCGUGGAAAUGUGACGGCGAUCCGGACUGCAAGGAUAAGUCAGACGAGGCAGAAUGUCGGCUCAAUGAGUGCUCACUCAACAACGGCGGCUGUUCUCACAUCUGCCAGGAUCGACCAAUAGGCUACGAGUGCCAGUGUCCCACCGGGUACAAGCUACUGGACAAGAGGACGUGUGGAGGGAAGUCUCCCUACCUGCUGUUCACCAACCGCCAGGAGAUCCGUCGUGUAGACCCGGUGAAGAGGGACUACCGCCAGGUGCUGGCCACCCAGAAGAAUGCUGUGGCGCUGGACAUAGAUGUGGCCAAUAACCGCCUGUUCUGGUGCGACCGCUUCCACCGUAACAUCUACAGUGCUCUGAUCCCAGAGGCGGGCGACCCGUCCCAGCAGGUGACCCUGGUGGACUCUGGCUCUCUCCUCUCCCCCGAGGGCCUGGCUCUGGACUGGGUCCAACACAACCUCUACUGGACCGACUCGGGCCACAAGACCGUGUCGGUGGCCUCGGCCUACGACGGCCUCAAGAGGAGGGUCCUGGUGGACACGGAGCUCAGCGAGCCCAGAGCCAUAGCACUGGAUCCACAGCAUGGGUUCAUGUACUGGACUGACUGGGGCACCCGGGCCAAGAUUGAGAAGGCUGGGAUGAAUGGGGUGGACCGACAGGUCUUGGUGUCAGAUAACAUCGAGUGGCCCAACGGCAUCACCCUGGACGUAGCCAACAGGCGUCUUUACUGGGUAGACUCCAAGCUGCACCUGAUCUCCAGUGUGGACUUGAACGGGGCUCAUCGCAGGACACACCUGUCCUCCUCAGAGAGACUGGGACACCCCUACGCACUGGCCGUGUUCGAGGACCGUAUCUACUGGACAGACCGGGAGAGAGAGGCGGUGUACAGCGCUAACAGGCUAACCGGCCAGGACAUCAGCACAGUGGCCGAGCACCUCAAAGACCCUCACGACAUAGUGGUCUUUCACCCGCUCCGCCAGCAACCAGGCCCAGACAGCUGUAACCUGGGCAGUGAGGACAACGGUGGCUGUGAGUACCUGUGUCUCAAAGCCCCCCAGAUCACAGAGCACUCCCCCAAAUACACCUGCGCCUGCCCCACAGGACAGGACCUGGGCCCCGAAAUGCGUGCCUGCAUGCCAGCAAAUGAGACUACUACCACAUCAUCGCCUGUGGCCAUCACCACGGCCGCCAACGACAAGGACUCCCCUCGCACUUCUGGGUCGUCCCAGGCAGACGCCGGGGUGCCCCACCUCAUCCCAGCCCCCUCCAGCACCCCAGAGCCUCCCCUUAGCUCAAAAUCUGGGGUGGAGGAGAAGGAAGGCCGGGGUUUGGAUCCCACUGCUGCCACCAAAAUCAUGGUCACCUCCACCACAGUAGGCUUCGUCGUCAAGGAGGACAGCAACCUCUCCCACCACUCUGGAAGUGAGCAUUUCCUCCUGGGUGAGAACCUGACAGUGGCAGUUCUGGGAGUAGUGAUCCCCAUAGUUCCUAUUGUUGCCACAGUGAUCUUCGGCCUGCUCUGCACCGGCGUCUACCUGGUUUGGCGGAACUAUCGUGUAAACUCUACCAAGAGUAUGAACUUUGACAACCCCGUUUACCGCAAGACCACAGGCGAGGGCGAAGAGGACGAGAUUCACAUCGGACGGACGGACAGUGGCAUGAGCGGCCAGCACGGGCAUCACCCGUACCCAGUUGGAGUGGGGUGUGGCGUAGUCGGCGGGGGCGGAAAUACAUGCCCACAGUUCAUUGCGCUGCCACUGGGUGGCAGUAUGCCCGAUCCGGGAACUCAUUGGUACACGGAGCAGCCUAUACUGUCUACUACGGCGAAAUGAGUAUGGAGACAAGACAAGAUGGCCGCUCAGGAGGUUAAUUUUCAAGAUGGCCGCCGCUCAGGCACACGCACACACAGCACUGAGGUUACGGGUCACUCAAGCUGACUGACUGUUGAAUGGAUGGACAUAUGAUGUUAUGAUAUCAUCACAUCCAGCCAUUCAAGUCCAUGAUGUGCCAGUUCAUUACACAGGAUUGACAGUUUUACACUUUCUACGUUUUUUAAAUGUGAUGUCAGAGUUUGGGUGGGUUCCAUUUGAAUUCCUGUCAAUUUAGAAAAUUGAUAAGAAUUCAAGUUCAUGAAUUCUCUACGUAUCAAUUGAAUUUAGAUACAUUUCCUCACGGGACUUGAAAAGGAGUCAACUCCAAUUCUGUAUGUUAUUCAUCCACUUUUGAUCAACCUAAGCAGUGUUCUGUGUUAUAUGUCUCACGUUUAAGGGCGAGAGGAGUUCCAAAAUAUUAUUUUAGUCCUUGACGUUUUAAAUGUAGGCUCUCCAUUUUAUUUCCCUGGUGGAACCUCAUUUUCUGGAGAGACUUUUUAGGAGGAGGUUUAAACCACGGCAGCACCUUAGUAGAUGGGACAAUCCGUACGGUUUUAAGAUAUUAAUUCAACAUGUUUUAUUGCUCACCUCAUUAUUACUAAAGAUGUCAUAGGGUUUAGUUAUUCUGGUCAGGGCAUUUGUCUUGGAGUGGACUGAAAGGUUUAAGAGAGAGGUUGCUGUGUGUGGGCUUGUGUGUGAGUGUGAGUUUGCUUGUCUGUCCCAGCAUUUGUGUGUGCAUUUACGUGUGUGUAAGCCUCUGUGUGUACUUUUUUUUCAAAGCAUCCUUGUUGAUAUCCUGUGAAGUACAGUUGAGCCCGUGGCAGAAACCUCUUUGAUGUUUUCUUUAUUGAACCACAAAGGCUUUCAGAAGGCAAGCAGGGCAUAGGAGGGUCAAGGAGAGAUUUUAGUGGGAUCCAAACUGAAAAACUGAUGGCUUAGCGAGAGAAGCCUUUGUAAUUAUUAAGGGUGGCCUGGAUUUAUAGGCCCAGUGAAAAUACGUCUAACUAGCAGCUAAUGGCCAAGGGUAUCUGUGUUAGGCAUGAUAAUGACAACAGAGUUGGCUAAAACCGAAAUAGCUAGCUUUCUGGCUAGCAUGCUGGUUAUUAAGGCUAAAGCAGAAAUAAAUAGCUUUCUGGCUAGCAUGCUGUUUAUCAAGGCUAAAGCGGAAAUAAAUAGCUUUCUGGCUAGCAUGCUGUUUAUCAAGGCUAAAGCAGAACAGCUCAGCUUUCUGGGUAGCAGGCUAAUGUGUAUCUAGGCUAAACCAGAAUGGCUAGUGGCUACCAGGCUAAUUGUUAGCUAUUAUUCUUCUCUCCUUUUUAGCUGUUUUCCAUGGCCAUAGGGUAGUGGUUGGUAAAUGUGUCAUCUGUUUUUGAUGAUUUUAUUCUCCAUCUGCUCUCUUUGUCAGUAAACUCACACACACAGUCACUCACCCUUGAUAGAUCACACACAGGCAUGCAUAUUCACUCACCCUUCACAAGCACUCCACAAACGCCUCUGUCCUCGUCCUUUGAGCAGAUGUCAUUGUGAGCUUUCAUACAGGAGGACCUCAGUAGGAGGUCUUUCAUACAGGAGAACCUCAGUAGGAGGUCUUUCAUACAGGGGAUCUCAGUAGAGGUCUAUCAUACAGGAGGAUCUUAGUAGGAGGUCUGUCUACAAGAGGAUCUAUUAGGAGGUCUAUCAUACAGGAGGUCUAUCAUGCAGGAGGAACUCAGUAGGAGGUCUUUCAUACAGGAGAACCUCAGUAGGAGGUCUAUCAUACAGGAGGAUCUUAGUAGAGGUCUGUCAUACAGGAGGAACUCAGUAGGAGGUCUGUCAUACAGGAGGAACUCAGUAGGAGGUAUAUCAUACAAGAGGAUCUCAUUAGGAGGUCUAUCAUACAGGAGGUCUAUCAUGCAGGAGGAACUCAGUGUAGGUUGAUUGCUGAAAAGGCUCUGUCAGGUGAUUUGGUGGCCGAGGCCACGUGGCAGAUUUAGAUUUCGUCACAAAUGGCACCCUAUUCCCUUAAUAGUGCACUACUUUGACCAGGACCCAUAGGGAAACCCAUAGGGCUCUGGUCAAAAGUAGUGCACUAUAUAUGGAAUAGGGUGCCAUUUGGUAUGCAAUUUUCAACAGUAAUGUGGUUCAGUCAGGUUGGAUCCUCCUGUCAGUAAACACGGCCCUCCUUUAUCCCCCUGUCCUUUUGUCCCCCUCUCUUUUGUCCCCCUGUCCUUUUGUACCCCUCUCUUUUGUCCCCCUGUCCUUUUGUCCCCUCUCCUUUUGUGCUGUCUGUCACACACUAUUGCUCCGCUGUGUGGGGUAAUAGACAUUUCAGAGUCCCUUCCAUUGUUGUAUUUUGUUCACGGAGACCGACAGGAUGGAAUGGGAAAGAGUGAGAUGGAGGGUGUGUGUUUGUUUAUGUUCAUCCCACAGCCAUAUUGAAAACGUUUUGUAGCUCUGUGUUGCCCAGCCCUCUCAGAAUGUGUUGUGUGUAAUGCAUGGGGAAACAUAAGGUGUGUGUG
Salvelinus sp. IW2-2015 is the source of this 5096-nucleotide messenger RNA. Lineage: Eukaryota; Metazoa; Chordata; Actinopteri; Salmoniformes; Salmonidae. The record is from RefSeq and is a predicted model, not a curated record.